GCACAUCGCAGCACCAUUGCGCAUGUUCAAACAGCACAAGGAAGGACCAUCAUUUUGAAAAUUUCUGUGAGAUUUUUCCGUAAUUUUGCCUGCUAAGUAGUGAAUUGUAGAGAGAUGGCGACAGAUUCGGCGACGCCAAAGAAGCAGCGGAAGGUGGAUGGGUCGGAGAGCGCCGGAGAAGGCGACGAAAGCCGCGACUACGACACUGAAACGCAGAAAGCCCUGGAAGAGAUCGACGCUUGCCAAAAUGAGAUAGACGCGCUCAACGAAAAAGCGAGCGAAGAGAUCCUCAAAGUCGAGCAGAAAUACAACAAGCUGAGAAAGCCUUUCUUCGAGAAGAGGAACGAGUUGAUCAGAAAGAUUCCUAACUUCUGGGUGACGGCCUUUGUGAACCAUCCGCAAAUAUCCGCAAUCUUGGACGAGGAAGAAGAAGAGUGUCUUCACUAUCUGACUAAGGUGGAGGUAGAAGAGUUUGAGGACAUCAAGUCUGGCUAUAGAAUAAAGUUCUACUUUGACGAGAAUCCGUUCUUUGACAAUGACAUACUCUGCAAGGAGUUCCACCUAGGACAGUCAGGCGACCCGGCUUCAAAAUCGACGGCCAUCAAGUGGAAGGACGGCAUGGACCUGACGAAGCGGCACCAGCAGCCGCCGCAGCAGCAAGCGAAGAACAGUCGCAAGCGCCCGCACCAGCCGCGAACCUUCUUCUCCUGGUUCACCGACCACGGCGACGCGUCGGCAGACGACAUCGCAGAGGUCAUAAAAGAUGACAUGUGGCCGAACCCCCUGCAGUACUUCCUCGUGUCAGAUAUCGAGGUGGACGAGAACGGACUAGGAGACGAGGACAGCAGUGAAGAGGAUGAGGAUGUGGAUGACUCGGUCGUUGUCGUCGAGGAGGAGGAGGGCGACGACGACGAAGACUUGGAAGGCGAGGAGAUCGAUGAGGACGUGGAGGAGGAGGAGAUCUAUGAGGGAGACGACGUGGAGGAGGAGGGAGAAGGCGAGGACGAGGAAAUCGAAGGCGAGGAGGUGGAGGCGGCUGAGGCUGAGGCAGAGGCAGAAGCAGAAGCAGAGGCCGGAGAGGAGCCGGAGGAACCGGAGGGAGGUCCGGAGGCAGCAGCAGGAGAUGCGAAGGAAGGCGACGAUGACUAGAGGCAGCAACAGCAGCAGCAUCAAACCCGAGCAGACCUUGUAAAUAAUGCGUGUUGGGGGACGAGAGCGGAUCUGCUGUACGCGCACGCAUGCGCUAGCUAGCAAUGGGGAUUAACAUAGCACACACACUGCCGAUCAGGAGACGCCGCCGUACACGUGGCAUGUACACAAACGACAUGUAAAUAUACACAUAGUAUACGUGUAUAUUAUUUAUACGUGCGCGUGCAUGUGUUUACUGGACGCGCACGUACAUACACACGCACACUACCAUGUGUUUGUGUACAUAUCAGUGAACUGCUUUGGACAGCCAAAUGACAAAAAAAA
Molecule: messenger RNA, 1473 nt
Organism: Priapulus caudatus
Lineage: Eukaryota; Metazoa; Priapulida; Priapulimorpha; Priapulimorphida; Priapulidae
Product: protein SET-like
Exons: 8
Coding region: 115-1149 (344 amino acids)
Biological process (GO): nucleosome assembly
Cellular component (GO): chromatin; nucleus
Molecular function (GO): chromatin binding; histone binding
Source: RefSeq, a predicted model, not a curated record